AAAAACCCAGAAAAACCCUGAUUUUUUCAAAAAAAAAAUUAAAGAAAGAGAAACUCUGAAAAUGUUAACCAAAGGCAAACCCUAAUUUUCUCUCUCCUAGUCUCUCUUCACUACAAAUCGCAGUUGUGCAGAGUUAGUGUUGUUUACAGAAGAAAGAAAAAUAUCGAAAAGGACGAUGGCAGCUUCUCUGGCAUCGAAGUUAUCUCGUGGGGGGCGAUCACUACUCGGUGGUCUUGCCAAUGGUGGAGGCUCUGGUUUACUGAGAUCUACAUGUGAGAUCACAAACAACCAUCUCUAUACCCAGCAGCAAAGGACUUUCAUACAGAUGAGGACAAAGCUGACUGUGGUUGAUAACUCUGGAGCUAAGCAGGUAAUGUGCAUACAAGCUCUUAAGGGAAGGAAAGGAGCAAGGUUGGGAGAUACUAUAGUGGCUUCUGUGAAGGAAGCUCGCCCUGGAGGAAAAGUGAAGAAAGGGGAUGUUGUGCGCGCUGUUGUUGUGCGAGCUGCUAUGCAACGGGGCCGUUGUGAUGGAAGUGAGGUGAAAUUUGAUGAUAAUGCCGUAGUGAUUCUAAACAAGCAAGGUGAGCCAGUUGGUACCCGAGUUUUUGGCCCAGUACCACAUGAGCUGCGCAAGAAAAAGCAUCUCAAGAUUCUUACAAUGGCCGAACACCUUGCAUGAUCAUGUUGUGAUCUCGUCUCUAUUUUCAAGGUGAUUGUUCACUCUUUUUGACAAUUAUAGUAGGAGUAUUACUAUUUUGUUUGGUUUGGUAACUCAUCAUAAGGUUUCCCUUUGUAAAAUCACUAUCACUUGGAGUGUGAGGCAGUGGCAACAUUUCUGGUCUGAACAUGUUGAUUUUUUGCAUCAUCUUGGAGUUACCCUGUUGUAAUGGUGAACACAAAUCAUAUACAAAAAUGUGGGAUGGAAAGAUCUUGAUUCAUGAAA
Messenger RNA from Beta vulgaris subsp. vulgaris (sugar beet), 943 nucleotides. Its product is annotated as 50S ribosomal protein HLP, mitochondrial. The transcript is spliced from 4 exons. Gene Ontology annotation, biological process: translation. The coding region runs from base 176 to 679 and encodes 167 amino acids. Lineage: Eukaryota; Viridiplantae; Streptophyta; Magnoliopsida; Caryophyllales; Amaranthaceae. The record is from RefSeq and is a predicted model, not a curated record. Gene Ontology annotation, molecular function: structural constituent of ribosome; large ribosomal subunit rRNA binding. Gene Ontology annotation, cellular component: mitochondrial large ribosomal subunit; ribosome.